UUGAGUUAGUUAGGUGGCUUUCAGUUUCCCGUCAAGAUUUUCUACAGACAUACAGCUAAAAACCAAGCCCUAUAUGAACUUAUAUAUUUUUUCAAAGUUGAAUUAUUCAUUAUUUCGCGACAAGUGCCAUGUUUCGAUGUUUCUUAGCCAGCAGACGAAAGGCGUUGGACAAUACUGUUGCUGGCUGGAUGCGGCUGGCCAGUCAGUAUCAAUUUAAGAUCCCAAAGCCUUUCUACUAUCCCGAUCGCCAGGCGGAAAUGAAGCGACCGCACAUGCGGGAAUCUUUGCAGCAGAACGCGAUGUCCCGGUCUGUCAAGUACCCGCACAGCCGGGGCUUGCCCAAGGACUACUACUACAAGGUGCUGGGUGUCAAUAAGUACGCCACUAUCCAGCAGAUACGUUCGGCCUUUUAUGCGCUGGCGAAGCGCUAUCAUCCCGACUCUGCGCACUCGGAGCAGAAGGUCAAGCACUUCCAGGAACUGUCCAACGCCUACAAUAUUCUCACCGACGAGACGAAGCGCCUGGAGUAUGAUCAGUUGGGUGGCGUCAGGGAUGAGCAGGCCUUUCUCGAGCAGGCUGGCAAUCCCAUUGAGAACGAAGACAACAAGGGAUGGUUCACUGAGCAAAGGGCCAAUGAUGAAAUCAAUAGGCUGAAGCACGAUUUGGAGCUGUCACUUGAUUUUCUGGAGGCCACGAUAGGCUGCAAGAAACGGGUGGAUCUGCACUACAUGGCCAAAUGUGAUGCCUGUAAGGGGAAGUCGAAGAUGAUGGCUUACCGCGACGCCGGCAAGGAGCCGUGCCGCCGAUGCAAUGGUACAGGUAAGGAGACCAUCAAGACGAUGACUUCAGUGUCUGUGAGCACGUGCACCCCGUGCAAUGGUAAGGGGUAUACCAACCGCAACGAUUGCGAGACCUGCUCUAAUCGCGGCCAAAUGAUGCACAGCGUCUCAGUGCUGGUCCAAGUGCCAUCGGGAUCGCGGGACGGCGAUGUGUUGAGCAUCGCAAAUCCAAACACCAAACAGCUGGUCAAGUACCGACUUAAGGUGCAGGACAGCGAUUACUUCAAGCGCGAUGGGAACGACAUCCUCACCGAGAAGUACCUUAACAUUUCGGAUGCUGUCCUGGGAGGUACCUUUCACGUGCACGGCAUCUACCAGAGCCUGGAACUGCGCGUCGAGCCCGGAACACAGUCGCACACACAAGUGGUGCUCAAGGGCAAGGGCGUACGAUCCACGAAGGGCGUGGGAAAUCACAUUAUUACGCUAAAGGUGCGAAUACCACAAAAUCUCUCCGUGAAGCAGCGCCAACUUGUCUUGGCGCUGGCCAAGAUAGAGGAUCCGGUAUUUGAACACGAGGCCAAAAGAAUAGAGGCGACAGCCUGAUCCGAACACAGGCACAACACCAGUCGGGAUUUACCCACAACCCCUGUGUUUAAAAUUCUCAAUGUACAGGAUAUUUUGCGUUAAAAUACAUUUAGCAGACACUGAAUAUUGA
This is a messenger RNA of Drosophila serrata, 1494 nucleotides long. RefSeq lists its product as uncharacterized. Gene Ontology annotation, molecular function: heat shock protein binding. NCBI's taxonomy places the organism in Eukaryota, Metazoa, Arthropoda, Insecta, Diptera, Drosophilidae. The record is from RefSeq and is a predicted model, not a curated record. Gene Ontology annotation, cellular component: mitochondrion. Gene Ontology annotation, biological process: negative regulation of apoptotic process; protein folding; mitochondrion organization.